AUGUUUUCUCUUCCAUUUGAAGUUCAACUUGAUGUAUUAAAAUGUCUUAAUUUCAACCAAUUAUUUGAUAUUAAACAAACCAAUUUUUACUUUUGCAAUUUAAUUAAUAAAUAUGAGGGGGAAUUGGCUAGACUAAAAUUUAAAAGAAUUACAAUAUCUGACCCAGGCUUUCCUCGACUGCCAAUUCCAUAUAAAUCUAUUAAACCACGUUUUAAAUUAAGCGAUAGAGCAGAAAAAAUUUGGAUUAAACGAUUAAAUAAUGAAGACCAUAUAAACUAUCAAAUUUCAAAUGUUUACAAUCCAAAAGUGAGAUUUACAUUUUGCAAUAAAUAUUGGAAUGAUGGUCGUAUUUUUUAUGUUAAAAUUAGAAAAAUGAAGGAGCAGAUUACUGGACAAUAA
This is a messenger RNA of Meloidogyne enterolobii, 399 nucleotides long. Lineage: Eukaryota; Metazoa; Nematoda; Chromadorea; Rhabditida; Meloidogynidae. The record is from the annotation of a GenBank genome assembly.